AUGAGUCACCAAUCACGGAUCUGGUCGGACGUGGUAUCAAAAUUAGCACGACAAUUACCAACAGUAUUCGAUAAAUAUCAAAAUCCAAGCGAUACUCGAAUCGAUCUAGUCGAAUGUGUAAAAGAACCGAUUUCAAAUGACUAUGUUGCUCUACUUGUAAAAUCUUACCAAAAAAAUGUUCAACUGUUCAAAAUGAAUUCAUCAGAAAUUCCGAUUGUGAUCGAAAAACUUCUAUUGAUCAGUGAAAUAGAUAGAGCACACGAUUUUCUCUAUAAAAUCAUUAUCGAGCAUUUCGAUUCUGCCACGGAUAUAAUUGAGCCUUUAAUACGUAUGUUAAUGCGCACAUGUCCUAUGGUUAACAUGGAUCGUCGGAAUGAAUUAUGUAAACAAGUUAUAUCAUCGCUUGUCCGUAAAUUGGGCGAUAGUAAAUGUAACAAAAAAUUGGCACCACUUUUUUUCGAUUUUAUUCUUGUAACACUCGAUUUGCAUGUCAUGGAGGCACCUAAGUGUGCUGAGCGUUUACUUAAAAAACCUGAAUUCUAUCCAUGGAAAGAACUAGCACCGAAAUUCAAAGAUCUCGUUCGGUCAUGCGUUGCCUACGAUACAUUCGAAAUUAAAACCUAUUUUAGUGAUCUUGACUCACUUAGCGAGAUUCUUGAACUGGUCGCCAAUAGAGCUAAAGCAAACGCUCCCAUUUUUCGAGCAACCCAUCAUGAAGCACUAGAAGCAAUAUAUCGUUGGUCGACAGCAUCAACCGAUAAUACUAGUACGAAGAUACGGUGCGCACAUGUUUGCAAGAUGGGAGGACAACUAUUACAACUCAUAGAUCAAAAACAAGUUACUGCCGACAUUUGCUCUCGAUUAAUUAAAGCACUUGAACAGAGAGUUAUCGAUAAUGAAGAUGAAGAAUGGUCAGAAGAAACCAAUCAAACGAUGAACUCAUUCUUCAUAAAACUGGCAGGACAAGUAGGAACUUAUAUUGAAGUUCUUAAAAAUUUACCAUAUGAAGUUCAUGGUCAAUUGGCUUCAUUUAUUUUAACUGCACUUAAACGUCCACAUCAGAAUGAAAAUGGACAAAUGUCAUUCGAAUAUAGUGCAGCGAUGGCUGUUUGGUUUAAAAUUGCACAGUUUUUAAAUAAUACAGCCGAUGCUCGCCUGUAUGAACCCUGCCUAAAACAAUUACGAUCGCUUGCAUGUGACGACGAGGAAACGAAAGCUUUUGAUUGGUCGACUACAUUUUGGAGUAUUGCAGGUAUGAAAAUACCGGAUAUGGCUGCUGAUCAUGUUGAAGAAUUUCUAAGUGAUUUGAUUGAUCGAAAACAAACACAUAUGAUGGCUCUACUUCCAACGCUCUACUCUAAACGUCCUGAUCCUUAUCACGCUCGAUUAGACGAAUUAAUCGAUGGCAUGUUUUCUGGAGAUAUUUCAUAUGUAUCAUCAUUGGGACACCUCUUUUGGGCCAUUACCAAAGAACAUCCUGAAUUAAUUACAGAAAAACAAGUCAAUCAUAUAUUUGCUUCACUCAAGGAUUAUAAUGGUACUUCCCACGAACUGCAUCUUAUUUUUCAAGGGCUCGGUUUCGUGGCAAAUGCCCAACCGCAUUUAUUUCACAACCAUCAAGAUGUACUCUUGCGUUUUAUUCUUGAACAACAAAAUCUAUCAGCGUACACAUGUCUUCAACACUACUUAGUUGCGUCAACUAUUGUCGAUGGUGAAAAACGAGCCAAUGAAGCACUUACAUUGUUCAUUGAUCUUCUGAAACGUGAUUCCGGUAUUGCAAAUGAUAUUCGAAAACAAAUUUUCUAUGCAUGUCAAUCGAUUGGUAUCAUUAAUAAGCAAGCACUUGAAGCUAAGAAAGCAGAUUUCGAAGCAUUUAACUCGCAACCAGAAUGCCGCACAUUACUCGAUUUUAUUAAUGGAAAUAAAAUGAGUGAAGAAAAUCAAGCAGCAAUAAGUCGAAAUCGUGAAGAAAUCGCACAAGUGGAGAAACGUGUCGUUAAAACUGAGAAAAAUGUCAACAUGGUAACAAAAGUGGUUCAACGACAAGAACUGAAGAUGCUGAAAUAUCAACUUGAGCAACAAGGAUCCGAUGCAGAAUUCGCGGAUCUAUCGACGAGCAGUGAAACUAAUCCUAGCACUAAGGAUGUUGCUAUUGCAUGGAUUGAUCGUAUUGACUCGUCCCUUGAUACUAUCGUUCUUGAAUUGCAAACAGUCACUAAUCUUAGUGCACGUGUUGAUUCAGUUGAUACACGUUUGAACGAUGUUACUGAACAAGUGCAGGUACAGGCAAAAGAAAUUGAACGAAUCGAUUUAAAAACAUUGAGCUAUGUACCAGCUGAAUGGGGUCGUCAAGUAAGCAAGUUACUUAAUCAACGUGCAGAUAACGAUUGGCGUUUACUCGGAAAACGCUUCGGUUAUUCGACUAGUGAAUUACGACACUGGGCUCUUCAAUCCGAUCCAUCUAUGAGUUUAAUAAAUGAAUGGUUUGUGACACACAAAACUGAUGAAGCAACCUAUGGAUUAGUCAAGAUGUUAGAUGAAAUUGGUCGACAAGAUGUAGCGAAAAUUAUUCGAGAAGCAGUUGCAGAAGCCGGCGAACUCAUUCCUGAUGACAUGCCUUUUGAAAUCAAACGUCUUCCACCGAUCUUUCUUUCGUAUCAAUGGGGAUGUCAAAAAGCUGUAACAACAUUGAAGACUCAUCUUGAAGAAGCUGGUUAUUCAUGUUGGAUGGAUAUUGGACAAAUGGGUGGUGGUGAUAAGCUGUUUUCUAAGAUUGAUGCUGGUAUUCGUGGCGCAAAAGUUGUUAUCUGUUGCAUAAAUUCGGCAUAUAGUCAAUCAGACAAUUGCUUACGUGAAGUUCAUCUAUCUGUUAGUACCGGUAAACAAAUCAUUCCUUUACAAAUGGAAAAACAAACAUGGCCACCUGAAGGUGCUCUCGGUCCAAUUAUGAGUGAAUAUUUAUUUAUUCGUUUUUAUGAUCGUAAAUCGAAUUCGGACAACUAUUGGCCUGCAGAUCGAUUUACUGAACUUCUUGGUCAGAUUCGCUAUCAUGUAGCGCCAGAUCCCGAUAUGAUUAGUGAACGAUAUAAGGAUUGGUUUGUACCACAUGUCGAUAAUUUGAUCUUUCUUCAGCCAACGUCGCACGAUAAAAAUGGUAAACAAGUCGAAUUAAAAGAUGAUACUCCACUCGUCGUUAUUCAUCCGCAAGUUAUGAUUUCAUAUCAAUGGGAUCGUCAAACUGAUAUUGUUGCUCUAUAUAAACGAUUGACACAAUUGGGUUAUCGUUGUUGGCUUGAUAUAUUUCAAAUGGGCGGUGGUGAUUCCUUAUUUGAAAAGAUCGAUGAUGGAAUUCGUAAUGCUAAAUGUGUACUUGCUUGUGUAACUCCGAAAUAUACGAAAUCGAUCAAUUGUCGACGAGAAAUGUCAUUAGCCGAUGCACUUAGUAAAACGAUUGUACCAUUACUACUUGAAGAUACAAAUACAUGGCCACCACCAGGUCCUAUGGCACUCGUAUUUACCGAAAAGCCGCACAUUGAUUUUCGUCAUCCGAAUGAAAAUAUUCCAGAUGGACAGGAUAUUUGGUCAUUGAAACAAUUCGAUCAAGUACUUGCUCGUUUGAAAAUAGCCGUCCCCGAAGUGCAAACCGAGAAGCCUCGAAAACAUUUGCUCGAUAUGAAACGACCGACAACAGCAUUAGGACAAUCCGAACAUAAAAAACGACCAACACGCGUUCAAAGUGCACCAAGUGUUCCACAGAGCCGAGCCUGUUCUAUCAUGUAA
This is a messenger RNA of Rotaria socialis, 3780 nucleotides long. Lineage: Eukaryota; Metazoa; Rotifera; Eurotatoria; Philodinida; Philodinidae. The record is from the annotation of a GenBank genome assembly.